Molecule: messenger RNA, 1053 nt
Organism: Saccharomyces eubayanus
Lineage: Eukaryota; Fungi; Ascomycota; Saccharomycetes; Saccharomycetales; Saccharomycetaceae
Exons: 1
Coding region: 1-1053 (350 amino acids)
Source: RefSeq, a predicted model, not a curated record
AUGCCAGGCCAGAUCAUCAGCGUUCCAUUUUUGUCACAGACCGAGGACAUGGACAAGUACCUGCUGGAGUACCGCAGCCUAAAGCUGAUCCGCCAGUCCAGCGACUCCUUCCAACCUCGCAACGCUCCCCCUCACCAGUCGAACUACCACUCGCAUUAUAACCACAUGAAGUAUAAUAAUACAGGUAGCUACUACUAUAACGGCAACACUCAUAACCAGGCAAGUCUACAGCCUAUGAACAGGCCUAUUCCGUCGUCUUCUUAUGGAACCUAUAGCCAUAACAGGCCCAAUGACGUAACAUUUAUGAAUGCUCAGAAGAAGCACAACAGGUUCAACACCAACAACACAGUGAACCAACAGAAAUACAAACAAUACUCGCAAUAUCCCUCCAACCCCGUGAUCACUGCCCAUUUAAAGCAAACAUACCCACAACUGUACUAUAAUAGCAACGUCAACAACAACAAUAGCAACAACAGCAACAACAGCAAUGCUCUUUACAAUCAGGCACAAUUUUCCCCAAGGUACUUCAACUCGAACUCCUCCCCCUCACUGGCCACUUCCGCCUCAAGCUCCUCCUCCCCAUACAACCAAACUAAUUUUGAAUACAUGCUCCCAUCUAAUUCAGCGGCUCCGACAAACCUAUCAUCGUCGUCUUCAAACAAUUCCACGCUGACCAACCCCACCACGGCAACCUCGGCGUCCACCGACUUAAUCAACGACUUGCCCACGGGACCUACUGCCAAUUCGCUAAUUCCAGAUUUGCAUUCCACACCAACCAUACCUUUCUUACCAACCAACCAAACACUGCUAAUGUCCUCCACCGCACCUGGCACCAUUGGCACCAACAUACACCCAUCGCAAUCUUCACCAUCUCCAUCGCUACGGGACAAUUUCACCUCCGUGCCAGUGAACAUGUCCUCAACUGCGUCGCUGUUAAUGAAUGAUUCUUCCUUGGGGUGGGGAUCCAACCACAUGAACGUAUCUUCAUCUUCUCAAUCGGCAUCAUCAAGACCAUUUGGCAUUUGGAAUAAUGACAUGAGCGUCUGGAGUUGA